Molecule: messenger RNA, 2716 nt
Organism: Arabidopsis lyrata subsp. lyrata
Lineage: Eukaryota; Viridiplantae; Streptophyta; Magnoliopsida; Brassicales; Brassicaceae
Exons: 16
Coding region: 494-2545 (683 amino acids)
Biological process (GO): regulation of autophagy
Cellular component (GO): lysosomal membrane; Mon1-Ccz1 complex; late endosome membrane
Molecular function (GO): protein binding
Source: RefSeq, a predicted model, not a curated record
CCAGAUGUUAUGGGCCAUAAUGGGUCUGCAGGCCCAAUUGUAAUGACAUUUCCACACGUGUCGAUCCCUUUUCAUUAGUUUCUUCACACGGUAAUCGCUCGUUCGUUGAAGAACACCUACCAUCAAUUUCCGGACGAGCAAGCCGAGGACUGUUUGUACAAAAACUCGAAACUACUAUUUUUCUGUCUGAUUGGAGCAACUCAGUCUCCAUCUGGGUUUUCUAAGCUUCAGCAAUGCAGGCAUGAAAGAAAAGAAUUCCACCACCGCCUCUACACUUGGACGGAUUUUAGCUACUUGUUCUAAGCAGGCCAAAGACUACGGAAGCUGUGUUGCAUCUAAAGUCCAUGAGGUUGAAAGAGACAUAUGUUUGAAAGAGUUUCUUGCACUGAAGAGUUGUAUGCAGCAUACGAUCCGGGGAAAGGCUUGAAUCACAAUUAUAUUCUCCUUCUCGUUAGAGGCAUUUAUCAGCACUGCUUGAAGUUUUAACAUCAGGAUGUCAAUUUCACAGGCAAGUGUUGGUUCUGGUGCUUUAUCACAUGUGUAUAUACAUCAUCCAGCCCUACGUUGCAAUAUUCCUGAAUCCAGGGGGUUGUUCUAUGAUGAUGCCAACAGAUUGCUGAUAUGUACCACAUCUAGUCAGGUCUUUUCAUGGGAAACAUCCCCCUUUAAUCCAGACGUACCUCCUUCAGUUGAUUCUAUAAAUGAAGGGCCUAUUCUGUCAAUCAGAUUUUCUCUUGAUAAAAAAGCGAUAGCUGUCCAAAGAUCUGAUUGUGAAGUACAGUUGUUUAAUCGAGAGACCAAGAAGAUACUAAACCACAAAUGUAAGGCAGGAUCAGAGAGCAUUCUCGGAUUCUUUUGGAGUGACUCUCCAUUAUGUGAUCUUGCAAUUGUAAAGACCAGUGGCAUGGACUUGUUCGCUUGUGAUUCUGUGUUGAAUUCACUACGUUUGGUGGAAACCAAAAAGGCGAAUGUGAAUUGGUACACCUAUACACAUGAAACUCGAUUGGUUCUUCUUGCAUCAGGAUUGCAAUGCAAGACAUUUAAUGGAUUUCAGCUUUCCACUGCAGGAGUUGUUCGUUUACCAAGAUUUGAGAUGACCAUGGCUAGAUCUGAAUCAAACAGUAAACCUAUUCUCUCUGCUGGAGAUCUCCACUUAGUCACUGUCUAUGGCCGAAUAUAUUGCUUACAAGUGGACAGGGAGGCAAUGCUACUGCAUCUAUACAGGUUUUACCGAGAUGCAGUUGUUCAACAAGGUUCUUUACCAAUAUACUCAAGCACAUUGUCGGUGAAUGUGGUCGAUAAUUUAUUGCUUGUGCACCAAAUCGAUGCAAAGGUUGUCAUCAUCUACGACUUAUUUGUGGAUUCUCGAGCUCCUGUAUCUGCGCCUCUUCCUUUGCUGUGGAGGGGUUACCAAGGCUCUGACACAUCGUCUCAAGCUGCUAACAAAGAAAUUGAGAGCUCAGAAUCAUCUACAAGCAAUGAAAACAUUGUCAUGUAUGAAGAUGGCUGGACCUUUCUUGUUCCAGAUCUUAUUCUGGAUCAGACUAACAAGGUUUUAUGGAAGAUACAUUUGGAUCUUGAGGCAAUUUCCGCUAGCAGCUCAGACAGGACGUCUCUUCUAGAAUUCCUGCAGCGAAGGAAGUUGGAAGCAAAUAAGGCCAAACAAUUGUGCUUGGGGAUAGCAAGGGAUAUUAUUUUGGAACGUCGACCAGCAACCCAGGUAACUCAGGCAAUCGAUGUACUAGUCACAGCAUAUUCGUACUCGGUUAAAGCCGGUACAUACAAGGAAAUAAAAAACGAAAAGGCCACUGCAUCUACUCCAACCGCUGGUGCAUCUCCUGAUAACGAAAGACAUAGGCCGUCUGGAAGCAAUAUUGAUGAAGAUGUUGAAAUGAACCUAUCAUCUGGUUCAAAGGAGAACAUGUUUUGUGCUAAUGAGCAGCAAGAAUCUCAACUUUCUUCACCGGCAAUUUCACCCGAUGAGCUCUACAAGUUUGUAUUUGCUUCUGUUGAGGAAAUGAUGGUUGAGGAAUCAGAGUACCUAGUUGCUAUCAUCACCGAGUUCCUUCGCAGUAUAAGUGCAGAAAAACUCAAAGUGGAUUUGAAUAUCUAUGUGAUGACCAUCAGACUUUUAGCUUACAGUAAGCGAUUUGCAGAACUGUCGCUAUUCACCACAAACAAGAUAAUCGAACCAUCAAAGGAAGUUGCCUUCCAACUUCUCGAGAGUGGUCGCCAAAACCAAAAUAUCCGGGUAAGGAAACUUGGGCUUGAUAUGUUGAGACAACUCUCCUUGCACCAUGAUUACAUCUCUUGCCUUGUGCAAGAUGGAUACUAUCUUGAAGCUCUGCGAUAUGCUCAGAAGCAUAAGGUGACGACUGUGCGAUCGUCGCUGUUCCUAGAAGCAGCAUUCGCGUCGAAUGAUAUGCAGCAUUUGGCUGCAAUUUUGAGGGUCUUGUCGGAAUUGAUUCCUGGGUUUAAAGAAACUUCCGAAUAUUACACUUUUUAUGGCCUUCUCAAUGACACCAGUUCCUCAGUUGGUGUCUGAAGAGAAUCAAUCUGUUACCACAUUCAAGAAAUCUAAAUAGUCUUUUUGGUUCGUAACUGGAGCUUAAUAAAGAAUUGUUGUUGGUAAUAUUCCAAUUUAUGUUCUGGUUCCUCUAAAAAGAAUAAUGACAAGUUUUUUCCUUAAAAUUCUCAAGCCGGUUUUGUUUGGUAA